AUUGGCUGCCACAGCAGCUUGAAAAUUCCCACGUCAUCCAUACCGCCGCACCCAUCUGCCAUGAGUUAAUUGUCCCGGCACCUCGCACUCAAAGAGACAACGAGACGACACAGUUGAACCUUGCAUCUCGGCUCUAUCCAUCGGCGCCCCUUUUGUAUUGUCUUGGUAUGCCUUGCACUGCAGGUGCCAUGGAAGGCCAGAAGGACCUAGUCCAAAGGCCUCGAGAGGUCUUUCUAUUCGUCGUGAAUGGUGAAGCUUCGGUGGAGGCUGCCAGCCCGGAUCUGGAUGCCGCUGAUCGCAGGGGGAGACCUGGGAGGAAGCGGCCACACUAUAAGAGCCGCCGUGGCUGUCUCGUCUGCAAACAACGGAGGGUAAAGUGUGACGAGCAGUUCCCCUGCUCCAACUGUCUAAAGAGGCAUGAAAGAUGUAUUCGCUCAAACACUGCAGGAAGUAGAAACAAUGAAUUAAGUACACGCAUCUCGCAACCUCUUAAUGUGUUGAUGGUGGAGGAUACUAGUAUGAAUUUGCUUCACUUGGAAUUAUUUUCCCAUUUUCAAAGAAGCCUGGUUGAUACACUUGCCUUUUCUGAAAUCUGGGAACAGGUGCUGCCGUGGUCGUUUCAGGAACCCUACAUCAUGUGUACUAUCCUUUGUCUUGCAGCGAUGCAUCUUGCCACCGUACGGCCCCAGUCUCCUCGCUAUUCAGAUGUCGCUGUCCAGUUUCUCAGCAAGUCGGCGUCACUGUUUAGUGAAAAGCUAUCUCGCCCCGUUACAGCCCAGAACAGCGAAGCCGUGAUAGCAGCUUCUAUCUUGAUGCAUUAUAUAUCAUGGAGCCAUAUCGGAUUUAUCGACAAGCAGGAGAAGUUUCAAUACCAAAGAGGCAACAGUCCUUUGGCUAUGCAACUCUCAAAAGACCCCCUUCUCCAAUUGAGUUUUGGAGUGCAAGGAAUAUUGAAUGAAGCAUUCCGUAUACUCAUGGGCAGUGAUAGCGUGUUUCUUACUACAGGGCUUUACAGCCCAGUAUAUGCGAUAGAAGAAGCCAUUUUACAACAGGGAGAAGACCCCUGGAGAUUUGUGCACUACUUCAUGGGGAUCUCAGAUGACCCUCGGUGCCAACCGCCAGGCGAUGACCUGUCGUCAUACAAGGAAAACCCCACUGGCUGUCUAUGGUUACGCGAAAACAGGUGUAAUACCGAGACAGCGCUGGUGCCACCACAGGAACCUCCUAAUACUCAGCAAGUCGCUUUCGAGGGUAUUGCUAAGAGGCUUUCGCUACUCUUUUGCCUGACCUCGAUAUCUUCCUCUACCAACAGUUCGGCAUCCCAAGCCUUAACGCGCCUUCAACCUGACAUCGAGCGUUGUUUCUUCUCUUUCCCCGUUCACUAUAGCCGCGCCUUCCGCGAACUCGCUAUACGGGGAGACUCGAGGGCACUGAUUAUUCUCUGCCACUUUUAUCGCGCCGCGCGUAUCCUCCUCACCGGCCCGAGAACUUGGUGGGCCAGGCAGAGAAGUCGCGUCAUCGAAUGUUUGAUCCUAGAAGAUUUGACUUCGAGGGGGUUAGAUAGGUAUGUUGUAAGCGAAGGAUUUUAGGGUUGUUUUUUUGAUCAGGGCACCAGUUGAGAGACCGUCAGAAGAGGUACUAUGUUGGUAUUCAGUGUGUCUUGCCAAUAAGACCGUACGGAAUAGAAUGAGCAAAGGAAUGUUUGGAUCUCUAGACCCUUCACAGUGUCUGUUGAUAUUUACAUCGCUGCGUCUCGAACGUAGGUGGGCCUCACGGCCCCCUGCAGUGCGUACGAGGGAUCAGAUCAAGGUAGUAUUGAGUGCCUACAAUGAAGGACAAGAAGCUGUUUUGUACCAUUAUGAUGAGACAUGUAAUUUGUGUACGCCAUGUUGUGGG
Molecule: messenger RNA, 1896 nt
Organism: Xylaria bambusicola
Lineage: Eukaryota; Fungi; Ascomycota; Sordariomycetes; Xylariales; Xylariaceae
Exons: 3
Coding region: 168-1589 (473 amino acids)
Biological process (GO): regulation of transcription by RNA polymerase II
Molecular function (GO): zinc ion binding; DNA-binding transcription activator activity, RNA polymerase II-specific
Source: RefSeq, a predicted model, not a curated record